UACUGUUAGCCGGGCCUCGCUGUCGAUCGCGUUUAGCAGCUGACUUCAGUCUGCCGCUCGCUUGGCUACGAGGCGGACGCACUAGCUCCACUCUGCUCCCCAAUCUCUCUCCAGGUGGAAACCCGUUCGCGAGCGUCGCGCAUGCGCCGUGUGUUUCGUAAUUGCGAUCGCGUCGUGUCCCAGUUUCUUGGCGUUCGCUUUUCAUUUCGUUGCGGUGGAAUCGUUCGACGUUGGCCAACCGAAAUGCCUCUCUGGUAGCUGGCUCGCUCAAGCCGAAUAAUCUAACCCAGCGGCCAAGUGAUGUGCAAUCGACUCGAUCCGCCGACAGGAUUCAGUUUGGGACUAAGACAAAAACAGUAUGAGAUCGCAUGUGGCCGUUUACAGGGCGCCAGAAUCAGCAGCACCACUACCACCGCCGCCCAACUACGCUUCCCUGCGAUAUCACCAGCAUCCGCUGAGCCAUUGGCCGGGUAGCCAGCAUCCAGCUCCUGUGUACAGGCUGCAUCAUGGUCCGCCGUCGGCAUCACCACCCAAUUGGGCAGUUCAGUCGGCCGGCCAACCACCUCAGCCUGCUGGCUAUGGAGUGGUCAAUCAGCAGCGGAUCAAUGAGUGCGCCGGCAUACCGCUCAUCUCGAAUGCCUCCAGUCACCUGUCGCCAGCCCAGCGACAAAGAUUGCUGAGGAAAUCCGCCCUUAAAACAUGCCCAACUUGGCCCCCUGGAGGGGCCACUAUGUCCCAGUUGGCUGCGCAUGCCCAGGGCAUGCCGCUGCUCCAGCACAAUGGCAAGCAGCAUCUCCAGCAACAGCAGCAGCUGCAGCACCACCAGCCACAGCAUCACCACCAUCCUGUGGCCAACAACUGGAGUGCCUAUCAGCCGAUGAGCAGUCAGGCAGGUUUCAAGUUGGUUGACAAAUCUCGAGCCCUUCGCUAUCAGAAUUCGGCACCACCUGUGCUCAGCAGCCAGGAGAAGACGUCCAACAAUGCUGCCAGCCAGGAUCAGGGCACUUCUCCAGCAGAGACCUGUCUGCCGAGAAUCAUUAAACCGAGGAAGCGCCGCAAGAAGGAUCGCAAACCUGGCAAUGGGGUUUUGCUCAAAAUUGAGACGGAUAUGCAACCCAAGAUUAGCAAUCCUCUAGACGGUUACACCGCGAGUGCGGGAGGAUCUUACCACCUACCAUCUGGAAUAUUGCAGCAUGAUCAUACGCACGGUGUUUGCUUCUGCCGAGAAUGUGACCCACUUCGUUCGCUUUGGGAUUACCCGCUCCGGCGAUCGCUUUCCGAUGCCUCUUCCAGCGAGCAAGGAGGCGGAAGCCGGGAGUCCUCCUCCUCCACCUCAUCCACGCACUCAGACAGCUCCUGCGAUAGCUCCAUUUGCAGCCAGAGCCUGCCCAGCUCAUUGGCCUUGCAGGAGGAGACCACCGAGGAGUUCGCUCCCAUUACCGGCGAUAGCAGCCGGGCGGAAAAAGUGGGCGUAAUCGGAUCCCAGCGGAGUCAUCCGAGCGCAGUGACCACACCUUCGCAAUGCCUGAGCGAUGAUUCCGGCUACGGGGAUAUCCUGAGUGGAAUUAACAUUGCCAACGAUCUGUUUGGAAAUUGCUGGCGAGGCGGGAAGCUGGGCAACGCCUCCUCCCUGAUUUCCGCCCAGGCGGAGACGCUGCUCGAUGAGAGUCUGAAUGAGAUAUCACGCAAACUGAUCGAGACCUGCAAUGCGGUAGAUCAGGCUGGAUCGGAGUCGGGAUCGGGAUCGGGAUUUGGAUCGGGUGCAGCCAGCGACAGCGGCUUGGAUAGCGCUGGCAGCCACAACUGCGGAUCGGGUCUUGUCUUUAACUUUGAGCAUUUGAAUCUGACGGAUGCGACGCCCACAGCCUUGGAUUUUCUCGUGGAUUGCAACAACAAUAGCAGCAGCAGCACCACUGCCACCACCACCACCAUUGGCAACAGCAACAGUUUGGGUUUGAUGUGGCACGGGGGAAGGCAGCCUAGUGGAGGUGGCUGCCACGAUGACAGCCAAGUGGCAGCUGCCAAACUGGGACCAGACAGCCGGGCCACACCCACCAGGCUGAUAUUGGGCACGGUGGGUAAGCUGAAGCCAGCGUUUUCCACCAUCUCGUGACGAUGCCAGUGGAAAACUAAUCAAAUCCAAAGCCAUGAAAAUGGGAAACGCGACGAGGUAUCGCAGCCCAGAAAGUGGCUCAUUUUGCGACGAUUUGGAGAAACGUGAGACGAGAUACGGAUGCGUGGGCGCUUUUGGAUUGGGAAAUGUAAAUCUCCUCGAUGGAUUUUUGAAUUUCUACCCAACCCAAGUUGCGCAACCCCAGCGAACGCGACGGAGAAAGAAGAAAACCCAUUAAAUGGAUAUAACGCACAUGUGAGGCGAUCAUCAUCAUCAUCAACAACAACAUCAGCUUCGACGUGAUCGGAGCGAAAAACAAAAGGCCAACGAGUUGACCAAAUGGGCGCAGGCAGGCAAGCAGGCUGUUGGAAGCGAUCCCCGGCUAAAUGGAAACUUAUAUAGACAGGCCGGGACUGGAAACCAUGUACAUACGAAUCCCAGUCCGACUUCCACUUCAACUUUCACUUUCACUGCGGCGGCGGCAGCGACGGCAGCGACGGCGACGGCGUUUUGUAUAUCUGUAUUUUUUAAGACAUUUUUCUUUUCUUUUUCUUUUUGCAAAGACCACAGAUCCACAGAUGACGGAGCUGCGGGUGGGGGUUACGGGAAGGGUGCGACUCUUAUGCAGAUUUUGUGGCGCAAAAAGAAGAAGAAACUGUAGAAAUCGUGUAGAUGUACGAUGUGAACUCUAGAGAUACUUUAACUAUACCCCCAUAUCUCCAUCUACCUUACACAUACAAUUAGUUGUUCAAUUGUUGUUAUUUGUGCAUUAACGUAUUCCAUAGGGCCAACAAAAAAACCUAGCAACCCAAAAUCUGUACUUCCCAAAAUCUGGGAUUUAUAUAGGGGCAUAUGGGGUCGGUCCAUGGGUGUUAAUUUUUAUCGUAGAGCUUAGGCAACGUUCCUACAUGUUAGUUUUGUAUCUUUAUAUAUUUUUUGGGUUCUAUUUGAUUUAAACUGAUUAGUUGGUUUGGUUUUUACUUAGUCCGUAAUCGAAGCGCUACAACGUGAACUUUUAUAGUCGAUAAGUUAUAUUUAUAUUGGGCAAACACAAAAACAGAUUGGAUCUCUAGUGGCUUAUAGCGAUGUUCUACUAAAAGCUUAUAUCUGUGCUUAGGCCCAAAGGGGUCAGCUAAUUUAUUAUUUUAUAAGGAGGUGGAGUUUUCAACAAGCCCUGUUCAGUUUCCUACAUCGAAUAAAGAAACGAAAUACUUAAACGCUCAGAAGAUUCGUUUCGAGCUGAGAACUCAUUCUUUCCAAUUGAAUAUUCAUAAGUUUAAAGUGAGAGUUUCAUUCUCUGCGGCGCUUCAUUCAGUUUAUUCAUAGGUGACCGGUAUCCAUAUCGCGUUAUAUCUUCGAUCUAAGAUUCGCAUUUUCGACUUGUCUGCAAAUUGAGUAUCAUAAAACAGACGAGCGAAGAUCUGGUGCACAAUUAAUUCCAACUGGGAUCGCCAAGCAUAAAAUCUAAAUCUGAAAAUCGAGAGCAGCCCUAGUUACCUGCUUACCUGUGUUGCAGUUAGUCGGCGAGUAAAAGUUUUCGCCUUAUUUUUAAUUAAAAGAAACUCACGAACGCGCAGCGCGCGCAGAAAUUGCUUGAAGUUUUCCGCUCCGCUCUGCUCGACUCCUCUGGCUCAAGUUGGCUCAACUUGGCUCGACUUGGCCUGGCUGAAAUUAACUUGGCUCGAAUCGUGUUGGCUGAGAGUAGCAAUCGCAGUUGUCUCAGCAUCUCGGUGCUGGAAAAUGUCACAGAUUUUCCAUUGGCAGGUUCCGGCAGACAGUUUGUGUUACCAUUCCCCAGAUAGAAAUUACCGCUCGCAGCUAAUUUAUUUAAUUAAUAUUUUCACUAGUUCGUAUUGUGUGCGCUCGCUCCCGCAUUCUUAUUGUAGUGUUUGUGUUUGUUCGUAAGCAUCGUUUUUGCACAAAUAACAAUCCUAUAGUUAACCCGAUCCCAUCAAUACACACACCGCAUUUGUAACCCACACACAACAAAAAAAAAUGAAACACACACACAAUAUGGCCAACUUAUUUAUUUUGAUUAAGCCCGAACGAGAACCCAAUAAAAAGUGUAAACAAAAAUGUCAAACAAAAA
Molecule: messenger RNA, 4202 nt
Organism: Drosophila erecta
Lineage: Eukaryota; Metazoa; Arthropoda; Insecta; Diptera; Drosophilidae
Exons: 1
Coding region: 359-2113 (584 amino acids)
Source: RefSeq, a predicted model, not a curated record